Molecule: messenger RNA, 1070 nt
Organism: Prunus persica (peach)
Lineage: Eukaryota; Viridiplantae; Streptophyta; Magnoliopsida; Rosales; Rosaceae
Exons: 4
Coding region: 20-673 (217 amino acids)
Source: RefSeq, a predicted model, not a curated record
UCAGCACUCUCCCGCCAAAAUGAGAGAAAACCAAACACCACUCAAGGAUCAAGCGCGACCUUCAAAGCUCGCGAAUCGCGUAUCCAAGAAGAAUAUUCCAAAGAAGAGCUUAAACACUGUUUUUUCCUCAGUUUCCGAAGAUGUAACAGUGGACACUUCAAACAAUUCUCUGGAUUCUACUCCAGUUUCUGAGAUUUCCGAGGUCAAUGAUGAUGGAGACAUCACCGCGAGUCUGAUGCUGGUGCCAGAUCAAGCUCUCUCAGCUUCAUCAGAGACUUCCUUCUCCUCUGAUCUCAUUCCGUCUCCACAGGCCAGUGUUGAUAAGGACGAACCAGACCAUGUCUCUCUGAGUAUUGGAAAAUCAAGCGAAUACGUUGCCUCAAACUUUGGUUCUGUGGAGGCUGAGAUUGUAGCGGGCUUUCUCAGGGAAGCUCGGACUCAGGUCUCGAAUGCCGGCUUGGAUACCAAAUCUAAGAAGCUUCUGGAUGCACUGCUUGAGAUUGUCAUAGAGGACUUCCACACUUUGCCUGUAAAGAGGGACCGGGCUGCAGAGCUUCUGUCAGCAAAAACUUACAUAGUGAUAGUAUGUUUCUUGCUCUGGAUCAUUGCAUUAGGUGUAUUGAUGUUCAGCUCUGGAGGCCGAAGCAAUUUUCGUGGACCUCUGCCUACUUGAGCUCAUAUGUAGAUGUGCAUUAAUUAUCUGAUCAAGCUUGAGCGCUCAGUAAAGCCUGAAAAUUCGGCAGUAUGACUAUGAACCAGAGGUGCCAAUCAAAUUUUGCCGACUAAAAGGGAGGAGGGAGGGAGUCUGUACCAAAAGGUAAAUGACUUGUUGUUCAUCUUGAAUUAAAGUUUAUUUUAGUGACAUAGUGAAAGGAAAGAAGGAGAGCUAGCUGUACUUAAAAGCAAAGAUUCUGGUGGGUAAACCACAAAGGAAGAAGAGUUUGUUGUUCAUUAAAGAAGUGAUUGGCAUAAUCAGGGAAACCAAGUGCCAUGGAUGAAGAGAUUCUGUGGUGCAAUCAUUGGUUCUGUUCUUCAAUCUUCCCAUAGAACCCCCAAAAAAAAAAAAAAAA